UUCUCUCUGCGCUCGUCGAUCGACUAUAACCUGCAAAUCGCUCGUGUCGCGGAGCGAGCUCGCGCAUUCGACUGAUACUUACGCGACCGUACUAGAGAGAGGUAUCCUCGGCGAUUCCUCAGUGAGGCUCUGUCCCCGUCGUCUACGUGAGUCUCGUCAUCGGCGGCCCUCGAGGGAGCACUUGGUCGUCGCGGAAGUAUGCCUGAACGAAAGUCGAGGGCGAGCUGCAUUAGCCGGAACGUAGGUUAAAGCGCUCCGUCAUUAGGGACUGUCGGUGGAAAGUGCUGGUCGAUUCGGUACGCGAUGGACGUGGAGAAAAUCGCGAUGUUCGCCGGUGUGGGAUUCGCCAUCGCCGUUGGCCUCUUCGUCCUGUGGGGCCCAUCGCCCAAGCCCAGGAAAAAAGGUCAAGUUGUUGGGAUCAACAAUUUGGGAUAUACGUGUUUCCUGAAUUCUCUUUUGCAAGCGCUGGCUGCUUGCCCCUCAUUUAUUUGCUGGCUUCAGAGGCAGCAGGAGAAGAAGGAUAGAAACUUUGCUGACACGCUGCUUUCCGUUCUCAAAAAAAUCAACGGUUUUGCGGACGACCUGUAUGGCAAUGUGACACCCGUCGAAAUUAUCUCUUCCGUCGGCUCGUUGUGGAAUUUUGGGCCUGGUCAUCAAGACGCUCACGAGCUGUUCCAUGUAGUUCUCAGCGCGUUAGAUGCUGAAAUGCAACCUGUGAAUAGGAAAGGUUGUUUAUCCGAUGCACUGCCACCAAGUCCGAUUAUCAAACCAGAUGUAAGAGGAACGGGUGAUACCUUGAAUCUCAGAAGCGCCUCCUGCAAUGACAUCGCGUCAGUGAAGAACAAUUCCGACAAACCGAAGGGCUUUGAUAAAAACUGCAACAAUCAGAUGAUGACCUCGACUUCGUCCAUACCUAUGUCUCCGAGCACGUGCAAGCCCGGUAUGAUACUCGCUAGAUCAUCAGAGCUACUGUCGCGAAGCAUUCAGAGUAACGGCGACUGCACGAACCUCUUCAAAUCGUGGAAAUCUCUGUGCGCCAUGCCGUUCAUCAACAUUCCCUCGGUGUCAGUGGAGACGCAUCCGUUCUCAGGCCUGAUCACUAGCCAAGUUCAGUGCAGCAACUGUUUCUGGAAGUCUUCAGUGCGUUAUGAUAAGCUUGAAACCUUAUCGUUACCAUUACCACCACUCACUUCAUCGUUCGUGCCGCAGCAUCACACUUUAGAGCGGCUGCUGUCGCAUUUUGUGGACAGCGAAAUUGUGCGUGACGUACAAUGCGAUGGAUGCUCAUCGCGUUGCACUGCCAUCAAGACUCUCACUCUCGGCAAACUGCCCAAGUGUUUAUGCUUGCACAUCCCGAGGACCACAUGGAGCUCUUCGGGUAUGCCAAUUAAAAGGGACGAUCAGAUCACGUUCCCCGAAUUUCUGGUGCUAGAUCCCUACACUUAUACGGAGACGAAAAAGAGAAGCGCGCAGGGCGACGCAAAGUUUCUCGGUAACAGUUUCAUGACGAUACAGGGUAAACAUAAGUACCGGUUGUGCGCGGUAAUCGAGCACCGCGGCCCGGUGGACUCCGGCCAUUUCGUUUGCUUCAGACGUGGAAACAAAGCAGAUCAAUGGUUGUACACGUCCGACGUCAUUGUCGAGAGUGUGUCAUUGACGCAGGUGCUGCUUGCCAGUCCGUACCUGCUGUUCUACGAGCGCAUCAAGAGCGUUUAUCCUAGUUAGGAACAAAUUUUCGAGUGAUAGGCAAACUAAAAAAUUACGAAAUAACGCGUGAUUGAUAACCAGUCCACUCUUUUUAGCCAUGCUUUCUCUCUUGCGGUUUUAAAGCGGUGCAAUGACUUAGCGACGAAAAUCAUACGGAAGAAUAGAAAUUGCAAGGAAUUAUAAACAACAGUAGAAAACACAGCUAGAAAGAAUGGAGGAUUUGCGAAAUACAAGAGACUGUCGAAUUUUCCAUAAUGAGUUUAGUAUCGUUCGAUGUUGCGCGAUAAUCCUUUGUUAUAAUAUACGACUACGAAGCCCGCGUCCCUAGGUGAUAUUUUAUAGCAGCAGUGAAAUGUAUCCAGUAAUAUAAUCUGAAAUUCAGAAGUAUUUCAUUCGCGACGGAUGCGUUAAUAAUUGCCAUUAUUAAACGCUGACAAAUCUGCUGAAACAGUUUCGUGAAACAAAAAUUUCUCGCUUCUAUAACACAUAGUGAUAGUAGAUUUCUACAAAGGAAGACUGUCGAUUCUUAUAAAUCCUUUGAUCAGUUCAUCAUUAUAUCUUUAUUUUAACAAGAACUAAGAUCGUGCCAAUAACAAAUUCUUCAUAUUAAAUUUAUUGAGGAGGAUAAGCAAGAUCUUGUAUUUUUUAUUACGUUUAUAUUUGGGACUCUGAGCCCUCGCGUAUAGUGCAAUUGUUAGAAAUACUAUUAUCGAAGACUGCGAAUUUAUUAAUUUGUAUAUAUCAAAUUAUCCUAUCUCCUUUCUCUGAUUGGCAUAAAGGAAUAUGCGAAUUAUCAGAAUAAAUUUACUUUAAGAACAUUAGGUACGUAAACGUGUAAUUUAAAGUCUUAUAAAAAAACAUAUAAAGUAAAAUAAAAUUUAGAAUGCAGGAACCAGA
Temnothorax curvispinosus is the source of this 2604-nucleotide messenger RNA. It is a transcript of the gene Usp30, whose product is annotated as ubiquitin carboxyl-terminal hydrolase 30. Gene Ontology annotation, cellular component: cytosol; nucleus. Gene Ontology annotation, molecular function: cysteine-type endopeptidase activity; cysteine-type deubiquitinase activity. Bases 304 to 1725 code for a protein of 473 amino acids. The transcript is spliced from 6 exons. Gene Ontology annotation, biological process: protein deubiquitination. Lineage: Eukaryota; Metazoa; Arthropoda; Insecta; Hymenoptera; Formicidae. The record is from RefSeq and is a predicted model, not a curated record.